Molecule: messenger RNA, 846 nt
Organism: Aphidius gifuensis
Lineage: Eukaryota; Metazoa; Arthropoda; Insecta; Hymenoptera; Braconidae
Gene: Aprt
Product: adenine phosphoribosyltransferase
Exons: 5
Coding region: 190-726 (178 amino acids)
Biological process (GO): adenine salvage; AMP salvage
Cellular component (GO): cytoplasm
Molecular function (GO): adenine phosphoribosyltransferase activity; adenine binding; AMP binding
Source: RefSeq, a predicted model, not a curated record
UUUUAUUAAUAAAAACACGUGUUAUCUUAUAAUUUAACAAUAAAAAAAUAAUCUCUUAUAAUAGAUAAUUAUUUUUUUUAAUUUAAAAGACACUUGCCAAGUUGUCUGUUAUCGUUUAAAUACAUCAAGACAAUAAUCAAAGUAAUUAAUAAAUAUAUUUCUAUUUUUUUACAUAAUCAUUAAAUUAAAAUGAGUAAUUCUAAUAAUAAUAUAAAAAUAAUUGAAGAUGCAGUCAAGACUUAUGUCAAUUUUCCAAAACAAGGAAUUAUUUACAAAGAUAUUUUUGGAAUAUUCCAAAAUGUAACAGCCAUGAAAGCAAUGAAGGAACUUUUAGUUGAUCAUGCUGCCAGUCUUAAUAUUGACGCCAUAGUUGGUCUUGAUUCGAGAGGUUUUUUGCUUGGUCCAUUGAUAUCACUUGAGCUUGGUAAGCCUUUUAUUCCAAUAAGAAAAAAGGGUAAAUUACCAGGUAAUGUUAUGCGUGAAAGUUAUACACUAGAAUACGGCGAGGCAACAUUUGAAAUUCAGACAGAUAGUAUAACAAGUGGACUCAAGGUUUUAAUUGUUGAUGAUUUACUUGCAACUGGAGGUACAAUUAAAGCAGCUGUCAAAUUGUUGAAAGCAACUGGUGCUCAAGUUGUCGAGUGUCUUGUUAUAAUGGAACUUGUUGGACUUGAUGGAAAAUCAAAAAUUGAUGCUCCAGUACAUUCAUUCAUCAAAUACGAAUAAAUCAUUCAUCUAGUGUGUGGUGGUGGUGGUGGUGUGUACUGUGUCGUGUGACCGACUAAAACUGUCUUGAACUGGCUUCAGUCAGUCGUUUGUACUGACCAGACCAAUUCACAUCAUCAA